Messenger RNA from Camponotus floridanus (Florida carpenter ant), 1847 nucleotides. Its product is annotated as endoglucanase A. The transcript is spliced from 7 exons. Gene Ontology annotation, biological process: carbohydrate metabolic process. The coding region runs from base 294 to 1766 and encodes 490 amino acids. Lineage: Eukaryota; Metazoa; Arthropoda; Insecta; Hymenoptera; Formicidae. Gene Ontology annotation, molecular function: hydrolase activity, hydrolyzing O-glycosyl compounds. The record is from RefSeq and is a predicted model, not a curated record.
GACAUUGAUUGCUAAACUUGAGAUCUUUCAAUUUCUCAUGAGCUUUCGUCGAGAUUACAACGUUGUAAGCGCAUUCAAAUUUAUCAACAGAUGAAGAAUUUGUAAUUGCAAGAGAUAUAACAAACGUACGCUUUGCGAAGGAAGGUGCAACGCUUUCGCGCGAAAUACGCUGUGCAAAUUCACGCCGACGUCUUGUCAAGAUAGACAAUAUCACACGUGAAAUUUUUAAAUUCACGUGAUCGUCACAUCACGUCGUGUUAACGCUUUCAGGACGACAACAUCGCAAAGACAAAAUGAAACUUGGCUUUAUUGUCAUGUGCGUCACGAUUCUACUGGCAUUAUUGAUUACUUCAACGUAUAGGAUAAAUGCCUUUGAAAUAGAUGACGGGCAAAUCGAGAAUGAUUAUGCCAAAGUCCUGAAUCUUUCAUUGAUGUUUUAUGAAGCGCAGCGUUCUGGGAAAUUACCAAGAGAGAAUAGGAUCCCAUGGCGAAAUGAUUCUGCAUUGCAUGACGCUGGUUGGGAGGAUGAAGAUUUAACCGGAGGAUACUAUGAUAGUCAUAAUUAUGUAAAGUUCGGUUUCACAAUGGCUUUCACGACGACAAUUUUGGCUUGGGGUGCGGUCAGUUGGCCGGAAGCUUUUAACGUCGCUAAUCAACUCGACGAAAUGCAUAAAACUAUCAAAUGGGCUACGGAUUAUUUCAUCAAGUGUCACGUAAAGGAGAACGAAUUGUACGGACAAGUAGGCGAAUUUUAUUUGACUGAAACGUUCGGGAGACCCGAAGAGCUACCAUAUGAAACGUACAGACCAGCCUACAAAAUCGAUCCGGAACAUCCUGGCUCUGAUGUCGCCGGCGAAACAGCAGCAGCUCUCGCAGCUUCGAGUAUCGUCUUCAAAAAAGUCGAUCCCGAGUAUAGCGCCAAAUGUCUCAAGCAUGCGAAAGAAAUUUACAAUUUGGCCAAACGUUAUCGUGGCUUUUUUUUGCACAAUGAGAUACAAAACGUGCAAAAAUAUUAUAAUAACACUGAUUACGGUGACGAGCUAGCGUGGGCUGCUAUUUGGCUCCACAAGGCGGAACCACAUUUCGAUUAUCUCAAUGAUGCCGAAAAUCAUUACCAAGAUUUCCAUCUCGAGAAACGACCGAAUGAAUUUUUCUAUAACAACAAGAUUGCCGGAGUUCAGAUUUUGCUAGCUCAAUUAACAGGAAAAUUGGAAUAUAAAAGAGCUGUUAUCGAUUUUUGCAACUUCUCAGUGCAUAACCAGACACGCACGCCUAAAGGUCUUUUGUAUAUCGAUAAAUUAGGUACUCUUUCUCAUGCCGCUAAUAUAGCCUUUAUUUGCUUGGAAGCUUCGGAAUAUGGACUUGGUCCCUCGCAUCAAUAUGAUAAAUUUGCCAAAGAACAGAUUGAUUAUAUACUAGGUUUUAUACCAGGAAGAAGUUACGUGGUCGGAUACGGUAUUAAUGCACCGCAACAGCCGCGUCAUAUUGCAUCUUCUUGUCCGCACUUACCAAAGUCGUGUGGAUGGGAACAAUAUAGGAAAAAUGAACCGAAUCUGCAGAUUCUUUAUGGUGCUCUAGUUUCCGGACCUAAUGAAAAUGAUUUCUUCUAUGAUAAUCGACACGACGGUAAUUAUACGGGUGUCGGGAUAGAUUAUAAUGCUGGUUUUACCUGUGUGCUCGCCAAACUGUUACAACUGCAUUGUUAUGAGAUACAUAUGUCUCCUUCUACUUACGAUAAGCUAUUCAAUCACAUUAAUUUGUCAUAGCUGUAAUUAACAUAUGUAUAGAAAUAUUUCCGUAUUUAGAAAUCAAAUAGAUUCUUUGUCGUGUGUGCAUAAUAUUCUUUU